Molecule: messenger RNA, 2290 nt
Organism: Miniopterus natalensis
Lineage: Eukaryota; Metazoa; Chordata; Mammalia; Chiroptera; Miniopteridae
Source: RefSeq, a predicted model, not a curated record
CAGCGGCCACAGAAACAGCCCAGCAUGGCAGGAGCCCCAGACCUCAAGCUCAGCCAGAGAAGAGGAAGCCGAAAACCGGAAUACUGAUGCUAAACAUGGGAGGCCCAGAAACCCUGGGAGACGUUCAUGACUUCCUUCUGAGGCUCUUCUUGGACCGAGACCUAAUGACACUCCCCAUUCAGAACAAGCUGGCACCAAUCAUCGCCAAACGCCGAACCCCCAAAAUCCAGGAGCAGUACCGCAGGAUUGGAGGCGGAUCCCCCAUCAAAAUGUGGACUUCCAAGCAAGCAGAAGGCAUGGUGAAGCUGCUGGACAAGAUGUCCCCACACACAGCCCCUCACAAAUACUAUAUUGGAUUCCGGUAUGUCCACCCUUUAACAGAAGAAGCGAUUGAAGAGAUGGAGAGAGAUGGGCUUGAAAGGGCUGUUGCUUUCACGCAGUACCCACAGUACAGCUGCUCUACCACAGGUAGCAGCUUAAAUGCCAUUUACAGAUACUAUAGUGAAGUGGGAAAGAAGCCCAUGAUGAAGUGGAGCACGAUUGACAGGUGGCCCACACACCCCCUCCUCAUUCAGUGCUUUGCAGACCACAUUCAGAAAGAGCUGGACCAUUUUCCACCGGAGAAGAGGGGCGAGGUGGUCAUUCUUUUUUCUGCUCACUCACUGCCAAUGUCUGUGGUCAACAGAGGGGACCCCUAUCCUCAGGAGGUGGGCGCCACUGUCCAGAGAGUCAUGGAGAAGCUGGGUUACUCCCACCCCUACCGACUGGUUUGGCAGUCCAAGGUUGGUCCGAUGCCCUGGCUGGGCCCUCAGACAGACGAGACUAUCAGAGGGCUUUGCGAGAGGGGGUGGAAGAACAUCCUUUUGGUCCCGAUAGCAUUUACCAGCGAUCACAUUGAGACACUGUAUGAACUGGACAUCGAGUACUCUCAAGUCCUGGCUAACGAGUGUGGAGUUGAAAACAUCAGAAGAUGCGAGUCUCUUAAUGGAAAUCCACUGUUCUCUAAGGCCCUGGCCGACCUGGUGCACUCGCACCUCCAGUCCAACGAGCUGUGCUCCAAGCAGCUGACCCUGAGCUGCCCGCUCUGCGUGAAUCCCGUCUGCAGGGAGACUAAGUCUUUCUUCGCCAGCCAGCAGCUGUGACCCCGCCAGCGGGCCCCUGGGAUCAGGCAGAUGCCAGCCUCCAGACACCUCCGACGGGGACGUGCCCGAGGGUGCAUUUAGCGCUCACGCACAGCCUUUGGACACACAUCGUGUGGUUACUUGAGGAACGACUCUGAAAUCCUUAUUGGGGGUUUUCUAUUUUUCUAUCCCAACAUAGUAAACACCUACAUUCUCUCUCUUUGGGUAAAGUCACUCAUUUUGGAAUGGCCACUAGGCUAUUUAACAAGUGAGUUUUAAAAAUUUAUCUUAUGAGAUGCACACAUAUUUAAAUACAGAUUUUGGUUUUAUUGCCCAAAAAACCUGCAUGGGGACUGAGAGUCCCUGCUGUGGGCUGUCAGUGUUUAUAAGUCUCAUGCAUAUAGUUGUUUUUUAAGUGAACGUAGUUGAGUAAAUGCAAUAUAAUUUGAAAAAGCAAUGUUACCUAAUCUCUCCUGAGCCCAUGGGUUACAGAAUGCUGGUGAGGAGGCGUGGUUGCCUACCAGGGCUGCUUUUGCCAGUGCUGGGACCAUUAAUGGUCAUUUUGGUGCUUGUAUGUACCCUCACUUUCCUCACCUUCAAACCAAAUCAAGCGCAGAUGCCAAAAGUGCUCUGAGCGCCCCAGGCACACAAGGCUAAUAAACUUGUAGAAAUCCAGCGUUGUCAUCCGUGCCGGGGUGGGAAUCUGUGUGCCACGGGAAGGGAGGCUCCUGCUCCCUCCUGUCCCCAAGGACGAGAUGCCGGGAACGCUGAUGAUGGGAUUCACUGUUCAAGCCCCUCCCAGGACCCAUGAACCUUUCUCUCAAGCAUCGUUAUCUUGAUUGAAUGUCGCCUUUCUGCACAUUUGUUUGAAGAAUUAUUUUAUAAAGUCAACUGUGUAUUGUAAUCUUGAAUUCUUAGUUUACAAUUUUUAAUUACAAAAAUUAUAUGACCUGAUAGGAAAUUUGAAACAGAGAAGAGAGAAAUAACCACUGUAAUGCAACAGCUAUUCAUCACUCUCUUUCAUGCCAUUUUUUUCCUGUGGGUAUUUUUAAGGCCAUUGUAACCUUGAAUUUGAGUGAAAAGUUCUAAAAAUGUAGAAAUAAUGUAGGAUCAGAGUCUGAUCUUCUGUACUUGGAUUUGAAUGGAUUAAAAGUCUGAUGGAUCCGUAA